Lingula anatina is the source of this 2157-nucleotide messenger RNA. RefSeq names its product threonine synthase-like 2. Lineage: Eukaryota; Metazoa; Brachiopoda; Lingulata; Lingulida; Lingulidae. The record is from RefSeq and is a predicted model, not a curated record. Gene Ontology annotation, molecular function: pyridoxal phosphate binding. Gene Ontology annotation, biological process: dephosphorylation; 2-oxobutyrate biosynthetic process.
UUACUUGUUUAAGUGCAAUUCAGAUGUUUUCACGGGCUUUCAACUUAAUGAUUUAUGCUGAGAAAUAAAUUUGAAAAUGAUUAAUACAAGCCAGCAAGGUUUCUUCAAGUUUCCUUAUACUUUUAAGUUUUAAAAAACGUUAAAUUUUAGGGAUUUCACACUAAAUUGCUGUCGGCUUCCGGGAGCAGAGCGCGCACCAAAGUUAAUUACCCCCUAACAGCUUUUAGUAGGCGGGACAGACAUUUAAGCCUGUUAAGCUGACAGCAAUCUAGUGAGACUCCCCAGGGGGAUAGGUCGACCUAAAUAUCUGUGGGGAAGGUCUCUUAUUGCCAUAUGAAGCAGCAUAUACCAAUAUGAGGUACAACAGUUCAAGAGGCCAGAUCAAUGACUUCACAUUUGAGGAGGCCCUGUUCUCUGGAUUCACAAGUGAUGGAGGGAUGUUAAUGCCAGAUGAAAUUCCAAAGGUAACUUCAGAUCAAAUCAGGCAUUGGUCAAAGUUAUCCUAUACAGAGCUGGUAAAAGAGGUGGUAGCAUUGUUUGUACCUGAAGAGGAGGUACCAAGAGAGGACCAAAGCAGUUUAAUAGACAAAGCAUUUAGCAGGUUUACACACCCUGAUGUUGUAAACAUUGCCAAGCUAAAAAAUGGUUUAAAUAUCCUUGAACUUUUUCAUGGCACAACACUUGCAUUUAAAGAUUUGGCCAUGUCUUGUGUUGGGCAGUUUUUCAACUACUUUUUGAAGAAGAAGGAAAGACACAUGGUUGUGCUUGUCGGCACCUCUGGAGAUACAGGUAGUGCUGCCAUUGAAGCAAUGAGGGGUCUGGAAGCAGUGGAUAUAGUGGUCAUGCUGCCAAAGGGGAGAUGUACCCGUAUACAGGAGCUGCAGAUGACUACUGUAAUUGAGGAUAACGUUCACGUGUACAGAGUUGAUGGCACAUCAGAUGAAAUAGAUGAACCUUUGAAAAACUGUUUCACCGAUGCAGCCUUUGCCCAAGAAAAUAAUCUGUGUAGUGUCAACUCAAUCAACUGGUGCCGCAUCAUGGUGCAGAUUGCUCAUUAUUUCUAUGCAUAUUUCCAACUGUGCCCAGGUUGUGAUGAUACAGUGGAAAUAGCUGUCCCUACAGGAGGCUGUGGCAACAUCACAGCUGGCUGCCUCGCAUGGUUUAUGGGCCUUCCUAUAGAGAUAACAGUAACAGUCAAUAGAAAUGAUAUCAUGUAUCAUAUAUGUACAGAGGGAAAGCUUAAAAUGCCUUCCACAAUGACCCCCUCUCUUGCUCCAGCCAUGGAUAUUCAGAAUCCAUACAAUAUGCAGAGAAUUUUGUACAUGCUUAGUAACAGUAAUGGAAAACUUGUCAAGGAAAUAAUGGAGACUUUUGAGGCUGGUAGAGAAGCAGUUAUACCAGACGAUGUUUUCAAAAAAAUGAAAAAGAUUGUUACAAAAAGUUUUGUUGCUGAUGAUGAUUUGAUCAAGUCUGCAAUGGCACGUUGCUGGAAGGAGAACCAGUAUCUGUUAUGUCCACAUACUGCUGUGGCUGCUGCCUACCACUACAACACUCUGGUCAAUUCUGAUGUGAUACCCAAAAGAGUAUGCAUAGCUACGGCAUCUCCUGCCAAGUUCCCAGAGGCAGUUACAUUAGCUGGCCUCACUCCCCAGCCAACACCAGAGAUAGCUGCCUUGGAAACCAAACCAACCAGGUACAUAGACAUGAAUAAGGGAGAGGACUGGACUGGCAUUCUUAAGGAGAAAAUUAAGGAGAUCAGCCAAAAGAGAAGAAGUUAUUAGCUUAUGAUUGCUUUUUGUUAUCUAUAUGGCUGUGAUUGUGGAAACUAAGAUACAUUUUAAAAAGAUAAUUUUAACACUUAUAUAUUUUAUAUGAUUUUAUUCUGAGGUGGGCAAGGAUUUGUCUCAAGGUUAAAUUAAACAGAAAUUAUAAUAUAGAUCAUAAACUGAUUCCAAUUUUUAUAUGUACAUGUUUUGAUUGUGAUUUUUUUGUUUUCUGAAAGCAAUAUUUUUUGAGAGGGUGAUUGUGCUUAUUCAGAUUUACAUGACAUUGCAAUAUGUAAUGCUAGUCCCAAUGCUAAUUAUAACUGUUCGUUUUGGCCAAAAAAUUAAUUUUCCUGGCGUAAACAACAAUUUUUCAAUACUUACCAUUGGUUAA